AUGGAUCAAGCCAUCGUGAACCUUACGGCUUCCGUAAAUAACAUGGGCGAGGGCCAAGAGGCAAAUGAAGAAGACGUUGCGCCAACCAGUGAGGUUGGAAAGUCUGAGAACACUGAAGAUGUUGAAGGAGAUGUUGUAGCCGAGGAGGCAGCAAAUCAAGUGGAAGGCAUAUUGGCAGACAUCUAUGUAUCCGACCAUGGUCGGCAACCAACCAUUAUUCUGGGUAAAAUUGUUAAUAUUGGUGGUCAAUAG
Penicillium arizonense is the source of this 252-nucleotide messenger RNA. RefSeq lists its product as uncharacterized. The record is from RefSeq and is a predicted model, not a curated record. NCBI's taxonomy places the organism in Eukaryota, Fungi, Ascomycota, Eurotiomycetes, Eurotiales, Aspergillaceae. Bases 1 to 252 code for a protein of 83 amino acids. The transcript has 2 exons.